AUGGAUGUUUUGGAUGCUCAACAAACUGUGCUAACAAAUGCGGAAACGUUCCAAUUGAUCAACGAACGACGCAGACAGCAGUCUACCGUACCGAAAGAUCAGCGUGUGAAGGCGCUUGGAACUGUGAUCUAUGAGACGUCCAGCUAUCUUCAGACUUCGCCAGCUGCUGCACAGAAAACUGAAGAUAUUGAAAAUGCUAUCCGGGCAUUAGCUCCAUUCAAACUGACCGCCGCCGAAACUCUGCAAGUGAUCAAUCUGAGGCCGUCCACAAUAAUUGAGAUACAACUGAUCGUGGAAGAGUGUGAAGAGCGUUUGACCGAAGAACAAAUGAAUCAAUUGGUUAAUGUUGUCAACGAAAAUUUGCCACCAAGGCCGUCAUCGUCGGGGGACUCGAAAGCGGUUGCUGAAGAGGCUGCAAAUGAACGAAUGGAAACAUAG
This is a messenger RNA of Anisakis simplex (herring worm), 438 nucleotides long. Lineage: Eukaryota; Metazoa; Nematoda; Chromadorea; Rhabditida; Anisakidae. The record is from the annotation of a GenBank genome assembly.